GUAGACCCGCCCCUCGCGCCAUUCCCAUUCUGAUAGGCUGAACGGCGGCCGACGGGAAACUAGCAACUCCGCCCCUUAUUGGCUGCAGUAACCCGGGCAGCGGAGUGUUGGAUCUGAUCGCAGAGAGAGAGCCGCGAAUGAAGCCGUUUUGAUUGUACGCGCGUUAACGGGAAGCUGUAAAGGGAUCAUGUCCCGGGACAGGGCGGUGCAGCUGGCCCCUAGCACUCUGGCCCUUGUACUGUGCAGGGGAGAAGGCAACAGGGAGGAGGAGAGGGGCGGCUGUGGGGAUGAAGAAAGAGGCAGACGGAUCUUUAAGGAUUUCCAGGCUGCGAACGUGAAAUGUUUCUGGAACAGGAGACUGGUCCGGGCCGUGUCCGAGGUGACGUUCCAGGGGUGGCUGGAGAGCUGGGUGCUGCUGCUGGAGGGACACAGUGCGGAGCUGGAGGUGCUGAGAGAUUCCUGGGUCCGGAGAGCGUUGCGGCCGCCCCGGGGCUUCAUCAUUAGAGCGCUGGGUGAUGUGUCUCCUGUGCAAAUGAAUCCCAUAUCCCAGUCUCAUUUUAUUCCACUGGCAGAAGUGCUGUGCUGUGCCAUUUCUGAUAUGAACACAACUCAGAUUUUAGUGACACAAGAAAGCCUCAUGGAACAUCUCAAUAAACAUUACCCAGGAAUAGCAACCCCAUCUCAGGACAUUCUGUAUAAUGCACUUGGGACACUUAUCAGAGAAAGAAAAAUCUAUCAUACUGGAGAGGGAUAUUUUAUUGUCACACCCCAGACUUAUUUUAUUACAAGGAAACCAGCUAUGGACUGUAAAUAUGCAGCAUCUGAAAAGCUUUCCACCUCUCCGCCACCCAUCACUUACCUUGUCAGCAUGGAGAGCUGCGCAGAUCUAACCAAAGGUAACAUACCAUCCGUGUCACACUGUAGAUCAUGCAGUUGCUUUUCUGAGCAAUCUUUUCACGACAUACUUGGACAACAGUCAAUUAAUGAGAGCCAGGUUAAAACACACAGAAGCAUCAAGGAACAAAAACCUUUGCUUCGAAAUCAAGCGACGUCCACUUCCAGGGACCAUUACACAUGUGAAACAAACAAACAACAGGUUGUGUUAAAAGAAAAAGAGAAGUGCAGCAAGAAGUUUGGUAUCAGUCUUUUCUGGCGUAAUGUCUCCAAGAAGGAGAAGUCAAAGAAAGAGUUGGUGACCUUUUCUGCGCAAUUUCCCCCUGAGGAAUGGCCAGUAAGGGAUGAGGAUAAUUUGGAUAAUAUCCCACGAGAUGUUGAACAUGAAAUCAUUAAACGCAUCAACCCAGUUCUUACUGUGGAUAACUUAAUGAAGCACACCAUGCUCAUGCAAAAGGCUGAAGAGCAGAAAAAGUAUUUUAGCAAAGGGACAUCUACGGAUAUAAUAAAAAACAAACACAGCUAUAAUUUUAAGGGAAGCAGUAAGAAAAAAAAUGGCAAAUUGUCUAAAUACCACAAAAAAGUUCAGUCCAGUAAAGAGAAAUGUAAGAAGGACACUGGUGCUCCAAAGGCAGUGCCACGUGAAGAGAAGGAUGUCAACAGGCUGUCUCUUGAUCAGUCCGAUGAUGAUGAAGUAAUGGCAAUUGAUAGGCAGUGUUAUGCUAGCGCAGAAAUUGUUCAACAUGAUAACAUCUACAAAAAGCAAAUUAGUAAUCCAUUUGAUGGCAUACCAUACAGAGAGAACUCCAAUGUGAACGGGUUCAAGUCAUUAAAGGAAAUUAAGAGAUCUCGUUCUGGGAAGCAAAGAAGGUGUGUUCUAAGGUCAAGAUCCUUGGACUGUACAGAAAGAAAGGCCAAGGACACUCAUGUUGAGCAUAUAAAUUCAGAGAGACACAUUGGUGCUUAUAAUAACGAGCCAUAUCAUGAACCGUUUCAUUCUGUUCUUUCUGACAAAGAUGAUUUGAGGGAAUACCCACCCAGUUACCCCCAGAGUAGCACACUGCGCAUUGAUGACAAAUAUAAACCUGCCCCAGAGGAAAAUUCUGCCGGUGUCCUGUAUAGUGAAGACAGAGCCUAUAUUUGUGAUGAUUUCCAAAAAAAGCUGUUUGUUCAUUUAGAGGCUAGUGUGGAGCACGAAGUAGUAAAGUCACAUUCCACCUACAAGGUGACUUCAAUGAACAGUUUAAAGCCAAACCACUGUAAAAGUGAAAUUAACUUAAAUCUCAUUGGAAGAACUCAUUAUAGGAUAUCUGAAGACAGCGGGGCACUGAAAGUCUGUAAUAAUCCAAACAGUUGCUUGAAAGACUCCGAUAUGCCAAAACAUAAUACAAUGGCUGUCUCGGAGACUGGAGGAUUUACUAAAGACAAUAAAGCUUUGUACCAAAGGACUGUGGAAAAUGAUGAUGCUCACAGGUAUUUAUAUAUUGAAGAUGACACUGAAGAUAAAGAGGAGAUCUGUCCAAUACUUGACUCUCAUGUCCAGAAAGCAAACUUGGACGCUGUCAACUGGAAUGAACUUGCAGAUGAAAACAAAAGCUGCUCCGGUAAUUCUCAAUCCCAGUGGCACUCUAAAAUAACCUUUGCACCUCAAUUUGGCUCUUCUAUGGACAAUGACCAAGAAACAUACAGUCCUUCUCUUUUUUCCUUAGAUGGUUCCCAUGAAUGCCACAAACCGACUUUGCACACAGGUCAGCAGUUACCGGAGUAUAUCCAUGGUCACCUGGAUGUGGAACCAGAAACUGCUGACUGCAUCGUUUCCUCAGAACAUGUUGACGGCAGCAUAUUUGAUUACUGCAAUUCAAGUGAGGCAAACUCUGUGGCCGAGACCCUACACAUGUCCGUUGGUGCAAAUGAUAAUGAGAAGCGCGUUGCAAAUUCAGGGCAGCAGUCUGGGGAAAUGAGGACGUGCUUUGAACACAAACUGACACUAUUUCAUUCAAAAAUGAAUCCUUCAGAAACAAGCCACCAUGAAAAGAAUGAAAAUCACAGCACAACUGGGGAUAGUGGAAUUGAAUCGCCACGAACACGGAUCAGCAUUGCUUCCAAUAACUCCAUUGUUCUGGAGACGCUGAAAAGAAGGACUUUCUUGCAGAACCUGGAAAUGAAUGGCAAUCCCAAGCACGAAGGACUGCUUCCUACAAGCUCUCUAAUGCAGAUUACUCCUGCUAUGAACGUGUAGGGUUCUGUACUCUCAUUUGAAAGCUUCAAUUGCGUAUGUGCAUUUUUACUCAAAAUACUUAAAUAUUUGUUUACUUGUAUGUUUACGGCAGGCAAUGCUAUUCCCUUUGUUUUAAGCUAACAGAGGAGCACCCAAACCUGGUGACAAGCGGAAUUUGGCCCCAAAUUGCUGAAAUGCAAGUUUUUGUACCAAAAUUCUGCCACACGACAGGCUACAUGACUGCAUUGUGACUCUUUUCUGCUGGCAGAGAAUACGCUUUGAAACCCUUACUGUUGUCUGCCAUCAUUGAGUGUAAUGCUGCUCUUUUUCAGCUUGCCAAACUGUUGGAAAAAAAAUAAGCUAAAUAAUGGUAAAAUGAUGAUAUUGUGAAUACAAACAAGUGGCUGAGGCCAUUUAAAAAUCUUGGUAGUGCCUUAUCCAGAACAUGGGUUUUCAGCUGGGUGUUCUUCAAACAUUUCCCACCAUACUUUUCUGGACUUGCUGUCUGACAUGUAUCCCAACGUUGACUGUAGGCCUUUAACUGUGCAGAGAGACCCUCAGAGGUGCCAGAUCCCAUGAACAUGAUGAUACCACAGGCAGACCAGAGAGAGCUCAGAAUGGCAUGUGUGGGACAAGCCUACAUCUUAACCUGCUUAGCUCUGUUGUACAUAAAGACAUCGGCACUAUGCAAUGGAUCAGAACACCUGCAAUACCUUAUUAAGGCAAAAUAACCCUUUACAAGUAAAGACUGGUAUUUCCGCAUUUGUCUGGUUUUGAAGGACAUGACCUGCACCCAUUUAUCUUCAUACCAUGCAGCUAUUGUGUUCAGUUGGAACAAGUGGGAUAAUAUGAGGUUUUUCAUUGUAAAACCGCACAGAGUCUUUGGUAGUGUUUUCUAAAUUCUUUAGAGGCUUUAAAACUAUGGCUUAUUUUCACAGUGCCUUUCUUUUCCUACAGGGUAAAACCAAUAUGCAUAGGAAAACGUAUUACGGCUAGUUAAGACUUGUAAGUAUGAUGGGCUUGAGUUGCUAGAAUGCUAGCUAAGUAGGGCCGUUGGUGAUCUGCUUCUAAGGUUUCCAAAUAGUAGUAUAUUUGCACAAUAUUUACUCUUUAAGUAUGGCUCGUCGUUUCAUUUCUGAUUCAGUUAUGUGAUUUCUAACAUUAUAUUCUAUAUCUGACCUUAUCAGACAAAAGUGUCCCCCUAAAGACAUGCCCAUGCCAGGCAACUGCCUCAUCUCUGCAACAGCAAAUAUCUCUGGGAGGUCUUGAGCAUAUAACCUUAUGGGAAAUAUGUCACAUGACAAAAGAUGGUUGGUUGCAGGUGACCAAGCAUUUUGGGUUAUGACCCCAUGAAAUAGAUAUAAUGAGAUUAUUUCUCAUGUUGCAUGUUUCAGGGCUGAAUUAAACUACACUGAUGAUUUUAAAUAGACCCGUAAGCUGACUUGGUCCAUAACAAUCCCCUUGAUGGCCACAUCUAGUUGCAUAGCCCUGAGCUAGAAAGUGAGACAACUGAUGGGCUGUAAACGAUACUGUUCACAAACAGCCAAUUCCUGAUAUACUUGGAGUGUGAAGAGGGAGUGCUUGGUACACUCAUCAGCUGUCCCUUGCCAACAUUUUAUCCAUAUAUCCGGUUCAUUAGUCAGAUACAAAUGCUACUGUUGCUUGCAUAAUGUUAGUCUUGUUUCAGAUGCGUACUGUUAAAUGUGGGUGCUUUAUAUCUAAAUGGAAUUAGUGUGCAUUCAUUUAUAUGUCUGAAAUGUUUCCCCAGUAUUUAAAGAAAUAGUGGUGUUUUAUAUCUGCUGCAUUCAGUAGAAAGGGCGUUUUUUAACCUUUCUUUAUAUUGUUUUUA
This is a messenger RNA of Xenopus laevis (African clawed frog), 4961 nucleotides long. It is a transcript of the gene stox1.L, whose product is annotated as storkhead box 1 L homeolog. Gene Ontology annotation, biological process: regulation of transcription by RNA polymerase II. The transcript has 4 exons. Gene Ontology annotation, cellular component: nucleus; cytoplasm. Gene Ontology annotation, molecular function: RNA polymerase II transcription regulatory region sequence-specific DNA binding. The record is from RefSeq and is a predicted model, not a curated record. Bases 188 to 3133 code for a protein of 981 amino acids. NCBI's taxonomy places the organism in Eukaryota, Metazoa, Chordata, Amphibia, Anura, Pipidae.